Messenger RNA from Phialemonium atrogriseum, 2244 nucleotides. RefSeq names its product vacuolar protein sorting-associated protein 27. Gene Ontology annotation, molecular function: phosphatidylinositol-3-phosphate binding; ubiquitin binding; metal ion binding. Gene Ontology annotation, cellular component: ESCRT-0 complex. Lineage: Eukaryota; Fungi; Ascomycota; Sordariomycetes; Cephalothecales; Cephalothecaceae. The record is from RefSeq and is a predicted model, not a curated record. The transcript is spliced from 5 exons. Bases 1 to 2244 code for a protein of 747 amino acids. Gene Ontology annotation, biological process: protein transport to vacuole involved in ubiquitin-dependent protein catabolic process via the multivesicular body sorting pathway; protein targeting to vacuole.
AUGAUGACCUGGUGGUCCUCGGGGGCCAACAGUGCCCUGGAUGAGCAGAUUGAGAAAGCCACGAGUAGCAGCCUCGAGGACAUUGCCCUCAAUCUCGAGAUCUCCGAUGUCAUCCGGUCGAAGACAGUCCAGCCGAAGGAAGCCAUGCGCUCUCUCAAGAAGCGCAUGGACAAUAAGAACCCCAACACCCAGUUGAGCGCAUUGAAUCUCACAGAUACGUGCGUCAAGAACGGCGGCUCGCAUUUCCUGGCCGAAAUCGCCUCGAGGGAGUUCAUGGACAACCUGGUGUCAUUGUUGAAGGCAGUUGGGCCGGCCUCGGUUAACUCGGAGGUGCGCGCAAAGAUCCUCGAGUUGGUACAGUCCUGGGCGGCCGCUACGGAAGGCCGCUACGAACUGGCCUACAUUGGCGAGGUCUACAAGACGUUACAGCGGGAGGGUUUUCAGUUCCCUCCGCGGGUCAGCGUCGCGAGCAGCAUGAUUGACAGUAGUGCCCCGCCGGAAUGGGUCGACUCCGAUGUAUGCAUGAGGUGCCGGACUGCCUUCACUUUCACAAAUCGGAAGCACCACUGUCGCAAUUGCGGUAACUGCUUUGAUCAGCAGUGUUCCACCAAGUCGGUGCCCCUGCCUCAUCUUGGGAUUCUGCAGCCUGUCAGGGUGGAUGAUGGCUGCUAUGCGAAGCUUAUGGACAAGUCCUCAAGGGGUCCAGGUGUUGGUGGGAGACGAGGGAGCGAGCCAUCUCCCAGCUACCCGUCGUUUCCCUCCAAGUCGCGGAGCUCGGCUGCGAUGCAGCCCCGCAGCGCCAGGGUAGAUGACGGCUUUGAUGAGGACUUGAAGAAAGCCCUAGCUAUGAGUCUGGAAGAAGUCAAGAGCCAUUCCCACGGCUAUGUGCCGCCGAGAGCAAACGGACCGACUUCCAGCCAACCCAGCGCCAACGACUCGACGGCCACACCUUCCAAGUCUGCAGAGGAGGAAGACGAUGAUCUUAAGGCAGCCAUUGCAGCGUCGCUUGCAGACAUGGAGGAGCAAAAACAAAAGCACGCGGCUGCACUCAAGGAGCAGACAUUGGGCGCUGCAAAUCCCUCGUCUUCGGCCCCCUUCACGUUGCCAAAGAACGAUUACGAGCUCACUCCCGUGGAAGCAGAGAACAUCAACCUCUUUUCGACCUUGGUCGAUCGGCUACAGACACAGCCACCAGGUACGAUCCUGAGGGAGCCUCAGAUCCAGGAGUUGUAUGACAGUAUUGGCGCCCUGCGGCCGAAGUUGGCCCGGACGUAUGGCGAGGCGAUGAGCAAACAUGAUACGCUGUUGGAUCUGCACGCUAAGCUGUCAACGGUCGUCCGCUACUAUGACCGCAUGCUGGAAGAGCGGCUAUCCAAGGCAUAUGGUCAACACAACUUGGGCGGAUAUAACCUUCCGCCCCCUCGACAACCAUCGGGCCCAUAUCCGUCAAUAUCAGCCAACCCGCCAAACAACCUUGGCCCCGCCGAGAACUUUUACACGGGGGAGCAACAACAGCAACAGCAACACGACUACAACAAGGUUCCCAGCGCUCAGCCAUAUGGGCAAGCACCCCAGCCGACUCCUCAACUUGUAUAUGCAAGCUACGACAAGCGAGCAUCAGUGGCUGGUCCUCCAAACGGCCAGUAUCUACCACAACAGGCCCAGCGAACUGGAAGCUGGGGCCCAAAUGCCCCUCCUCCACAACAGCCCCAGUACGCGCAACAGUCGAGCUACCCCCCUGCUGAAGCAGCACAUUCGCAGCCCAACCAUAACCAGCAGCCUCUGCAGCAGGCCUCGUUAACUGCGCCGGCAGCGCCAGACUCGGUCGGCAACACCCCGACCCCGACAACUGAUCCCAAUGCUUCUUUCUACUUCAACAACCAACCUCCCACGCAGACUCAACAGCAACAGCCCACGGCCGGACCCGACCAAAUGGCUUCUCCUUACCCUAGUCUUCAGCAACCCUCACACAGCUAUCAGCCGUCGCUACCACAGACGCCUGCUUCCGUGGCAGCCCAACCAUGUCAACCAACCCAAGCUCAUCAAAGUCAACAUCAGAGUCAGCCAUCACAGUCCUCGCAGCCGUACUGGCAGCACCCUGCCGCCCAGCAGACGCCGCUUCCCCCAGUGUGGCAGGCGCAGCCCAACGCCACCUAUAGUCCAUACCCACAGGAGACAUUCCCCUCGGCGCCCCAGCAUGCUCCAAAGCAGCCGGUGGUGGAGGAGAGUUUGAUUGAGCUCUAA